UCAGCAGUGUGUAGGUGUGGUUUGCUGCAGGAGGUCUGUAUUUAAGGAGGUGUUGCUGCAGACUGACUUCACUUCUUCAGCUCAGCAGCAGACCAGCUCCUCCCUCCAUAACCAGCCAUGGCCAGCAAACGUGAAUCAAACACAUACAAUAACGAGGUUAUCCGGAUUGUGAUGGUGGGGAAGACCGGAGCUGGGAAGAGCGCCACAGGAAACACCAUUCUGGGAAAACAGUUCUUUGAGUCAGAGUUCUCUUUCAGAUCCUUGACUGUAGACUGUGCUAAGGCUGUUGGUAAAAUGGAGGGACAAACAGUUGCUGUUAUUGACACUCCAGGUCUGUAUGACACCAAAUUUGAUGAAGAGAAGACCAGGUACGAUGUUGGUCAGAGCGUUUCGUAUGCUUCUCCUGGACCCCAUGUCUUCCUGAUCGUCAUCAGACUGGGCAGAUUCACAGAGGAAGAAAAGCAGACUGUGCAGAAGAUUGAGGAAAUCUUUGGAGAGAAAGCAGACAGAUACAGCAUGGUUCUCUUUACCUACGGUGACCUGCUCAAAGGGAGACCUAUCGAAGAGUUCUUGGAGCAGAGCGAAGAUCUGCAGGAACUUGUAGGUAAAUGUCACGGCCAGUACCACGUCUUCAAUAAUGAGGUGAAGGAUCGUUCUCAGGUCAGAGAGCUGCUCAACAAGAUCAGAGAUAUAACAGAGAAGAACGGAGGAAGCCAUUACACAAAUGAAAUGUUCCAGGAGGCAGAGAGGGCCAUAGAGGAGGAAAAACAGAGAAUCCUAAAAGAGAAAGAAGAAGAAAUACGCAAACGGGAAGAGGAACUUGAAAAGAGAAUAGCUAAAAAAUAUGAAGAAGAAUUAAAAAAAGCCAAAGAUGACCAUGAGAGGAUGAAGAAACUAAAUGAAGAUCACCAAAGAGAAAUGGAGGAGGAGAAGAGGAGGAUAAGAGAGGAGGAGGGCAGGAAGGCCAGACAGGAAGCUGAGAGAAGAAAAAAAAAAUGUACAAAAUCAAACACAUACAAUAAUAAGGAAAUCCGGAUUGUGAUGGUGGGGAAGACCGGAGUUGGGAAGAGCGCCACAGGAAACACCAUUCUGGGAAAACAGUCCUUUAAAUCAGAGUUCUCUUUUACAUCCAUGACGGUGCACUGUGCUAAGGCCUUUGGUGAAGUUGAGGGACAAAGAAUUGCUGUUGUUGACACUCCAGGUCUGUUUGACACCAAGAUUGAUGAGGAGAAGACCAGGAAGAACGUUGGUAAGAGCAUUUCUUAUGCUGCUCCUGGACCCCAUAUCUUCCUGGUUGUCAUCAGACUGGGCAGAUUCACAGAGGAGGAAAAGCAGACAGUGAAGAAGAUUCAGGAAAUCUUUGGAGAGGAAGCAGACAGAUACAGCAUGGUUCUCUUUACCCACGGUGACCUGCUCAAAGGGAGACCUAUCGAAAAGUUCUUGGAGGAAAGCAAAGAGCUGCAGGAACUUGUGGACAGAUGUUACGGCCAGUACCACGUCUUCAAUAAUGACUUGGAGGAUCGUUCUCAGGUCAGAGAGCUGCUCAACAAGAUCAGAGAUAUAACAGAGAAGAACGGAGGAAGCCAUUACACCACUGAAAUGUUCCAGGAGGCCGAGAGGGCCAUAGAGGAGGCAAAACAGAGAAUACUAAAAGAGAGAGAAGAGGAAAUGCGCAAACAGGAAGAGGAACUUGAAAAGAGAAUAACCAAAAAGUAUGAGCAACAAAUGAAGGAAUUGGAAGAUGACAGAGAGAAUUUGAAUAGGCUAAUUGAAACUCGUAAAAGAGAAAUGGAGGAGGAAAGGAGGAGAUUUAGAGAAGAGCAGGAAAAGCGGGCCAGACGGGAAGCUGAGGACAGUGGCUCAGUACUUGACAUUUUAUUUGGCAUUUUUAAAGUAGUGCUAUCUUUUUUCACAAAAUAACAACUUAGCUGUUUUACAUGAGACAGUCAGACCUUCUGAUGCUAAACGACAGCAGAUUUACCAAACCUACGACUGUCUGACUCCUUGUUAAUAUUCACAGUUCCCUUUUUUGAUUUUGUUGUGUGCUGUGAACUGAACCAAAAGCACCAACAAUGGGCAUAACAUACUAAACAAUCCAAUAUGAAACAAAAAAUAUGCAAAAAAAAAAAGGAAACAAAACAAAUAAGAAAAAUAAUGCAUUUAAUGAAAAUGUGCUUUUAAAAUGUUCUGUGUUCUUAGGAUAAGCAGCUCUAUCGUGUCACAAUAACUGAAGGAGUACUGCCCAUGUCUGCUUUUGCUGAAUGGAAGGUUUGUUUGAAUUGUCUCUAUAAGUUUAAAUAGUUAGGAAUAAGUUGCUGGAGUAGGUUGGUAAAAACAAGACAAGGACACAUUCUGCAUUAUGUAUGAAGACACACGUUUGAUGAUCAUUCAUGUCAUAUAAUAAAAGAAUAUCAGUUCACAUUGAAA
Messenger RNA from Eleginops maclovinus (Patagonian blennie), 2427 nucleotides. RefSeq names its product GTPase IMAP family member 8-like. Gene Ontology annotation, molecular function: GTP binding. The record is from RefSeq and is a predicted model, not a curated record. The transcript has 3 exons. NCBI's taxonomy places the organism in Eukaryota, Metazoa, Chordata, Actinopteri, Perciformes, Eleginopidae. Bases 118 to 1920 code for a protein of 600 amino acids.